AUGGUCAGAAUCACCUCUGCAACCCUCAUUGCCUUCGCGGCGGGCGCCAUUGGAGCGCCUCAAGGCACAGUCACCCCUCGCCAGUCACCUGGAGGUUGUGAAUGCGCUGUCAAGCUUGAUGCCUCGACCAACGUCUUCGAAAAGUACACGCUCCACGCCAACAGCUUCUACCGCUCUGAGGUCGAGGCUGCUGCUGCGCAGAUGUCGGGCGAGGCAGCUGAGGCAGCGCUUCGUGUGGCUGACAUUGGAACAUUCCUAUGGGCUGAUACCAUUGCCAACAUUGACCGCAUCGAGCCGGCUCUCCAAGAUGUCCCUUGCGAUGAGAUCUUCGGUCUUGUGGUCUACGACUUGCCCGGCCGUGAUUGUGCAGCCAAGGCAUCCAACGGCGAGUUGCCUGUCGGUGCCAUCGACCGUUACAAGACUGAGUUUAUUGACGAAAUUGCUGCGCUCAUCAAGAGGUACCCCAACCAGGCCUUCGCCUUGGUGAUCGAGCCUGACUCUCUCCCUAACCUCAUCACCAACAUCGACCUCCAAAGCUGCCAGGAUUCGGCCGCCGGGUACCGCGAGGGUGUCGCCUACGCCUUUGAGAAACUCAGCCUGCCCAACGUUGUCAUGUACCUCGAUGCCGGCCACGGUGGCUGGCUUGGCUGGCCUGACAACUUGGAGCCUGGCGCCAAGGAGCUCGCCAAUGCCUACAAGGCGGCUGGCAGCCCUUCGCAGGUUCGCGGCAUUGCCAUCAACGUCUCUGGCUGGAACCAAUGGGAUAUGACUCCCGGAGAGUUCGCCAACGACCCCGACGGUCAAUGGAACGAGGCCGAGAACGAGAAGGCUUUCCUUGAGCUCUUCAGCCCUCUGCUCGAGCAGAACGGCAUGCCUGGCAAUGCCAUUGUCGACACUGGCCGCUCCGGCAACCCCGGUGGCCGUCUCGAAUGGGGCGCCUGGUGCAACGUCGUCGAUGCUGGCUUCGGUCCUCGUCCCACUUCCGAUGUUGACUCGCAAUGGGCCGAUGCCUUUGUUUGGGUCAAGCCCGGAGGCGAAUCAGAUGGUACCAGCGACUCCAGUGCUGUGCGCUACGACUCAUUCUGCGGUCGCCCUGACGCCUUCCAGCCUUCCCCUGAGGCUGGAACCUGGAACCAGGCGUACUUUGAGAUGCUCAUUGAGAACGCCAACCCUGCCAUCUGA
Emericellopsis cladophorae is the source of this 1182-nucleotide messenger RNA. Its product is annotated as Exoglucanase-like protein. The record is from RefSeq and is a predicted model, not a curated record. Gene Ontology annotation, biological process: cellulose catabolic process. Bases 1 to 1182 code for a protein of 393 amino acids. The transcript is spliced from 4 exons. Gene Ontology annotation, molecular function: hydrolase activity, hydrolyzing O-glycosyl compounds. Lineage: Eukaryota; Fungi; Ascomycota; Sordariomycetes; Hypocreales; Bionectriaceae.